Molecule: messenger RNA, 597 nt
Organism: Symbiodinium natans
Lineage: Eukaryota; Dinophyceae; Suessiales; Symbiodiniaceae
Source: the annotation of a GenBank genome assembly
AUGGGCCAUACCGUUGGAGAUGCCACUCGACGCUCAGUCGAAGCCGUCCGCAGAGUAAGCACCCGCACAAGCUGUACACCAAUUUCAGCCUCCGAAUGGGAGCACAUAGAGGUGGUCCUCUUGGAGAACUCCGAAGUGGAGCAUGUGUCAUCGCUUAUCCUGGACCACGAUUCAAGGUUUCGUGCCGAGGUGUUUAGGCGAGACGAAGCUCCACUGAGGGGGCAAAACAUGCCAAAUCCCGAAGGAGAUGAAGGAGCCAUGAAAGGUGCAAUGCAGGCACGAGGGAGUUGGAGGCCCUGCGGCAGAGGCGUGGAGCUCAUUCUAGCAGCGGAAGAGCAGCUUGGACUGGAGGAGCUCGUGAUCUUGUAUCGCUCCAAGCGUGGUUGCUUGGUGGCAGAUACCUCUCUACAAGCUCUCCCAGAUGGCCUGGCACAGGAAUAUUCGCUCUGCGCUCCUUUGCAGCACGAGGCCACCGUGCAUGCGGAGGUCUGUGAUCCCAUCAAUUCCGGGAGCGAGGCAUACGAGGAUGACUUUGAAGAUGAUGAUAGCGUGGACGACUCAAGUGCCUCAGUGCUCCAUCGCAUCUCCGAGCCCUGA